This is a messenger RNA of Lindgomyces ingoldianus, 318 nucleotides long. RefSeq lists its product as uncharacterized. NCBI's taxonomy places the organism in Eukaryota, Fungi, Ascomycota, Dothideomycetes, Pleosporales, Lindgomycetaceae. Bases 1 to 318 code for a protein of 105 amino acids. The record is from RefSeq and is a predicted model, not a curated record. The transcript is spliced from 4 exons.
AUGCCAUGCGGUUUCCUAACAAAUAGACUAGUAUCGACGCCCCAUACUUUCUCCUUUGUGACGGAAAUCUUGCCGUUGUUAGUGAAAUCAUGGCUUGCCCUCUCCACAUCAUCCUUCGCAUCCAUAUCGAACGCACAGGUACUUUCCAUCUCCGGGAUGUUAUUGUACUUGCGAGAACGGGAUGAACCAAUUGUCCCAAGCUACAUUGGAUUUGCGCUGGUACCGCUUUUAUUGUGCCAGGAAGUGAUCAUCCUCCGCACCGUGCGCAAGCGAAUACGAUCUGCCCACGCAGCAGCCCUAACGUCAGCGACGCGCUAG